CCCGCGGCAGCGCAAAGAUGGCGGCCGCCAUGGCGGCGGGGCUGGGCCGCAGGGCCCCGCGGCUCUGCUGGAAGGCCGCUGAGUCCUUGCUCCGUCCCGGGGCGCUGCCGCCCUGUGUGGUUGUGCCGGUGCGGAGCAGGAGGAAGGGCCCGCGGCUGCCCGAGUGGGCCCGGGAGCUGAGCCCCGAGGAGAGGCAGAGGCGGCUCCGGUCCGCGGCGCCGAUCUUCCCGGACGAGCGCAUGGAGCGCACCUUCUUCUUGGCUUGCACGGCUGAGAUCAUGGAUCCCUACGUCCCUCCCGAGGGCGAUGCCCGCCUGACCUCGCUCUCCAAGGACGGGGUGACGCAGCAGAUGCAGAAGCUGAGGCAAACAGCGGCCUCCCAGCUGGCCCUUCGGAAGAUCAAGGAUCACGACCCGGAUUUCAGCACCAAAACCUUCCCUGAGAAAGCCCAGGAGAUAUUUAUUGAGGCCCACAACUCCCUGGCAAACUUUAACAAGCAGAAGCUUCACUCCCUGGUGACCGAGCGCUGCUACCCCGACAUGGUGCGUGGGAACAGGUACAGAACCAUCCGCUGGAGGUUCCUGGAGUCCCUGGAGCCCCCCAGGGUGGUGCACGUGCGCUGUGAGGGCAUCCUGAACCGGGGCAACCUCUACGGGCAGGUGACAGUGAGGAUGCACAGCCGCCAGAUUUUGGCCAUCUAUGACCGCUUUGGGCGGCUCAUGUACGGCGGGGAGGAGAUUCCCAAGGAUGUUCUGGAAUAUGUUGUGUUUGAGAGGUACCUGGUGAACCCCUAUGGAACCUGGAGGAUGCACGGCAAGAUCGUCCCAGAGUGGGCCCCGCCCAAGGAUCCCAUCAUUAAGACCGUGAUGAUUCCAGCCCCGGAUCCCUCACAGGAGCACGAAACAGUGAAGUAGAAGGUUCUGGAACGUGGACCGGGAUAACAAACAGGGAAUGGGCUCCAGCCACUCCGGAUUUGCCCCUCCAGGAGCAGGGAGCAGGACCUGGAUGAGCUGUGGGAAGAGCUCGGCUCUGUCCCGCACUCCGUGUGCUGCAGCCUCCCCCUCGCUGGGUUUCCCUGAGGAUGAGGAGCCCUGGGAUCCACAGCCGCCCUCUGUCCUGGAAUUCCUUGGGAGAGCCCUUGGAACAUUUGUCACCUCCCUGGGAGGGGUCACAGAGCUGCUGCCCAGCCAUUAAAACUUCACCUGUGUUCUCCCA
Messenger RNA from Agelaius phoeniceus (red-winged blackbird), 1215 nucleotides. It is a transcript of the gene MRPL45, whose product is annotated as mitochondrial ribosomal protein L45. Gene Ontology annotation, cellular component: mitochondrion. Lineage: Eukaryota; Metazoa; Chordata; Aves; Passeriformes; Icteridae. The record is from RefSeq and is a predicted model, not a curated record.